AUGUCAGACGAAGAACAUCAUUCUGAGUCAAAGGCAGAUGAUGGUGCUUCAAAAACAUACCCACAACAAGUUGGUACUAUCAGAAAGAAUGGUUACAUAGUUAUCAAAGGACGUCCAUACAAGGUUGUUGAGGUUUCCACUUCAAAAAUUGGCAAGCAUGGACAUACUAAAUGUCACUUUAUGGCUAUUGACAUUUUCAAUAGAAAGAAACUUGAAGAUAUUGUUCCGUCCUCCCACAUCUGUGAUGUGCCACGUGUGAACCGUACCGACUAUCAGCUAAUUGACAUCUCUGAAGAUGGUUUUGUCUGUCCUCUUACUGAAAAUGGAAACACCAAGGAUGACCUCCGGCUUUCCACCAAUGAAAAUCUGUUGAAGCGGAUUAAAGAUGGGUUCAAUGAAAGGAAAGAUCUUGUGGUGUCUGUUUUGUCUACGAUGGGUGAAAAGCAGAUUAAUGUCGUUAAGGAUAUUGGUACCAAGAACUAG
Capsicum annuum is the source of this 483-nucleotide messenger RNA. Its product is annotated as eukaryotic translation initiation factor 5A-2-like. Gene Ontology annotation, biological process: positive regulation of translational termination; positive regulation of translational elongation. Lineage: Eukaryota; Viridiplantae; Streptophyta; Magnoliopsida; Solanales; Solanaceae. The coding region runs from base 1 to 483 and encodes 160 amino acids. Gene Ontology annotation, molecular function: translation elongation factor activity; ribosome binding; RNA binding. The transcript has a single exon. The record is from RefSeq and is a predicted model, not a curated record.